CGUCAUCACAUCUAAUCGCCCCGCCUAGUUCCUGGCCCGGGACUCUGCACUGCACUUUGCACUCGGAGAGCGGCACGACGGCACCUUCAGUCCUCCAUCAAGUCGAGGACAAUUCUCUACCAUGAGAGGACAGGUGGUUUCUUCGAUGAGAACAGAAUGCCUGUAGGUCUUCGUCUGGGACUGGAGAACGCGACCAUGCAGAGUGCUUCAAUUUAAGUGAACGACCAGCCUCGAGACUGGCCUGCAUGCAACUGUCAGCUUGGAGCUGCUCAGCCUCUACGCGGAACCGUUCGCGCACUGCUAGGCUUCCACCCCAUUGUCCCGCCCAUUCACUCAUUCCCUUCUCUUUCUGCCUCGGGCACCUUACCCAGCAGAAGGGAUCUUCCUGUUGCCAUUGAAUUCUCUGUCCAUUGCUCACGCGCGCACGGCGGUAGCCUAUUCGUUACGUACGCACUGACUGACUGCCUGGCUGUGGACGUGAUACUUGAACAUGCUACGCGGCCUCACCGUCGUCGUGGCGGGGAUUGCGUCGCUGGCUGGGGCAGCGUCUAUUGGUCCCGAACAUGUGCUAGGGCUAGAACAUUCUGCUGCGUUCGUUCCGGUGCCUGGCGCUGGCGCUGAGCUUGAGAUCGUUCGUGUUGAUGUCCUACCUACAAACGAUCUGUGCAAUGCCUCGCGCGUGCAGUUGUUCAGCCAGCCCUUGACAGAACGAACUUCCUUUCAAGAAGAACUCGACGGCACUGCUUCCAUCAGACUUCCCAACCAUGCCGCCCUUACCCUCACUCAUUGGUCAAUGCAAUGUAACCCUGAAUGGGGCUCCUUGGAAGCUCACCUGGAGACGGAUACAGGGGACGGGGACUCUUGGUCCAUGACAGUGAUCCUCGACCACACCAAGGUGACGCAUGUCAUCGCAGAUGGCAGUGAACCAUGGACCUUCUUUGAGAAGACUGGUGGGCAGUGGGACUCCAUCUUGACCAUUGAUGAAGAGAUUGUGCGUGGAUUCAGCGAGGAUGAGGUUGAGGAUUGGAAGGUCUGGAUACCCGCCCAACUGUCCUUGCCCGAGCAGAACCUCGCUGAGGACACGGUCGACGCCAGGAAAGGCGCAUCUGAGCAGUCGAUGCAGCUCAAGAAUAAGAAAGAGGGGGAGAAGAAAUGCAGCGGAUGGCGUUGCUUGCUACACGGCGUUGUGGAAGAUGUCCAGUCCAAGGCCAGCCACCUCUACACCCUCCGCCCCCGACCCACGACGCAGAAACCCGUUUCGACAAUGACCCUCGCUGAGCUACCGACGAAGAUGAUGAGGCCCCUCACAACUACCCGCGCAGCCUCGCCCACCCCGUCAUCGGCACGCUUCAUUCCCGCCCCUGAGCAAGAUCUCCUCAUGACCAUGUCUAUCGCGGCCCUAGCGUUCACUAUCUUCUCGUUCCUGGGCAUCGCUGUCCUCGGUGCGAGACGCUACGUUUCCUCCGACAUCCAACGGCUCCCGUACCACCGUGAAUCCUGCGAGGAACGCCUAGCCCGCGUUGCGAAUCGACGUCGCGCCUUCAAGGGGUUUCUCCAGAAACUCUUCUGCGGCGUGUUUGGUCUCGCGGAGAAGGAGUCCUCCACGCCGCAGGGCCGAGAUCUGAGGACCGCCGGCGAGGAGCAGCAGACUACACUGGAAGCCGACAUUGCAGGUUUCAGAGAGGCUGCCGACAUGGUGGAGAGUCUAGUGGCCAUCGAGGAAGGGAGAGGACGAGCGUCCUUUGACGACCGGCGGCGGCCGCACUGGGAGGAAGAUGACGCUCCACCACCAUCCUAUGAGAGUGACACGGCCGAGGGGAGCAUGGUUGCGGAUGGAUUUCGAUAUACCCCUGGUGGGAACGGCUAUCCGCAGACCACCCCUCAAACUAGUAGCGACCGGCUGGGGUACUGGGCGAAGUAAUGAGUAAUGACUAGGGUUGACUUGGCGUCUGGUGUUUUUUCGUCUCGAAGCAAGUCCCUGUAAUGAUGAGGCCAGUUGAUGGUAGUAAUGAAACGGCAUCGGAACUCGAUGAUUCUACUGCAAGUUAUAACACUUGACAUGUUCCGUUCACGCUAG
Emericellopsis atlantica is the source of this 2077-nucleotide messenger RNA. RefSeq lists its product as uncharacterized. Lineage: Eukaryota; Fungi; Ascomycota; Sordariomycetes; Hypocreales; Bionectriaceae. The transcript has 4 exons. The coding region runs from base 491 to 1921 and encodes 476 amino acids. The record is from RefSeq and is a predicted model, not a curated record.